Messenger RNA from Pteropus alecto (black flying fox), 9508 nucleotides. RefSeq names its product AF4/FMR2 family member 4 (gene AFF4). The record is from RefSeq and is a predicted model, not a curated record. NCBI's taxonomy places the organism in Eukaryota, Metazoa, Chordata, Mammalia, Chiroptera, Pteropodidae. Gene Ontology annotation, cellular component: super elongation complex; nucleus. Gene Ontology annotation, biological process: regulation of gene expression.
GUGGCGCGGCCGCUGCGUCAGUCACAGUCCUGGCUGCGGGAGUCUAGCCGCCGUCGCCGCCAGCGGACCGGGCGGAGAUCCGGGUGCCAGGUCCUCGUCAGUCCGCCCCCGUCGCCUCAGUCGGCCGUCCCGGGCCGAACCCGCCCGUCAUGGAGCGGGGCGAGACGUAUGCCUGUUCCGUCUGAGGUGCGCCGCCGUCUGCGCUUUUCGAGAGCUCUGGAUCCCUUACAGCCGCUCGGAGUCCCUCGUCCUUGGCAGCCUGUCGCCGCUCCCACCGGGCGGGCUCGAAUGCGCGUCCCGUGAAGGUACAGGCCCGGCGCCGCCGCUGCCGCAGCUGGGAAAUGGUUCGGGCCUAGCGGAGCCAGGACUGGAGCAACAUGAACCUUGAAGACCGGAAUGUGCUGCGUAUGAAAGAACGGGAAAGGCGGAAUCAGGAAAUUCAGCAAGGCGAAGACCCCUUCCCACCUAGCUCUCCUCUCUUUGCUGAGCCAUACAAAGUUACUAGCAAAGAAGAUAAGCUAUCAAGUCGCAUUCAGAGUACGCUUGGAAACUACGAUGAAAUGAAGGAUUUCAUAGGAGACAGAUCUAUACCAAAGCUUGUCGCAAUUCCCAAGCCUACAGUACCACCAACAGCAGAUGAAAAAUCUAACCCAAAUUUCUUUGAACAGAGACAUGGGAGCUCUCAUCAGAGUAGCAAAUGGACUCCAGUAGGACCUGCACCCAGUACUUCUCAGUCUCAGAAACGGUCCUCAGGUUUACCGAGUGGACACAGUAGCCAGCGGACCAGUGCAGGUGGCAGUGGUGGCACUAAUAGUAGUAGCCAGAGGCACGACCGUGACUCGUAUAGCAGUAGUGGAAGCAGUAGCCGAAAAAAAGGCCAACAUGGAUCAGAACACUCCAAAUCACAAAAAAAAAUCCAGAGUAUGUCUUCAUUAAGCUCCAGUCAUUCCAGGUCUCAUGGGAAUGAUCACCAUAGCAAGGAGCAUCAGCGUUCCAAAUCUCCUCGGGACCCUGAUGCAAACUGGGAUUCUCCCUCCCGUGUACCCUUUUCAAGUGGGCAGCACUCAAAUCAGUCUUUCCCACCUUCAUUGAUGUCAAAGUCCAGUUCAAUGUUACAGAAACCCACUGCCUAUGUGCGGCCCAUGGACGGACAGGAAUCCAUGGAACCGAAGCUGUCCUCUGAGCACUACAGUAGCCAGUCCCAUGGCAACAGCAUGGCUGAACUGAAGCCCAGCAGCAAAGCACAUCUCACCAAGCUGAAAAUACCCUCCCAACCAUUGGAUGCAUCUGCUUCUGGUGAUGUGAGCUGUGUGGAUGAAAUUCUUAAAGAGAUGACGCAUUCAUGGCCUCCCCCUCUAACGGCUAUUCAUACACCAUGCAAAACAGAACCUUCCAAAUUUCCUUUUCCAACUAAGGAGUCUCAGCAGUCCAACUUUGGCCCUGGAGAACAAAAAAGAUACAAUCCUUCUAAAACUUCAAAUGGGCAUCAGUCUAAAUCUAUGUUAAAAGAUGACUUAAAACUAAGCAGCAGUGAAGACAGUGAUGGGGAACAGGAUUGUGAUAAGACAAUGCCAAGGAGUACACCAGGAAGUAACUCUGAACCUUCACAUCACAACAGUGAAGGGGCAGAUAACUCCCGUGAUGACUCCAGCAGCCACAGUGGGUCUGAAAGCAGUUCUGGAUCUGACUCAGAGAGUGAAAGUAGUUCCAGUGACAGCGAGGCAAAUGAGCCGUCCCAGAGUGCAUCUCCUGAGCCUGAACCACCACCAACAAACAAAUGGCAACUUGAUAAUUGGUUGAAUAAAGUGAACCCACAUAAAGUGUCACCAGCUUCUUCUGUGGACAGUAACAUCCCAUCAUCUCAAGGCUAUAAAAAGGAAGGCCGAGAACAGGGCACUGGGAAUAGCUACACUGAUCCAAGUGGACCUAAAGAAACGAGUUCCGCUACUCCUGGACGAGACUCCAAAACUGUCCAAAAGGGAUCUGAAAGUGGGCGUGGGAGGCAGAAGUCUCCUGCGCAGAGCGACAGCACAACACAAAGGAGAACUGUAGGCAAAAAACAACCCAAAAAGGCUGAGAAGGCAGCUGCUGAAGAGCCCCGUGGAGGCUUGAAGAUAGAAAGUGAAACCCCUGUAGACAUGGCUACCAGCAUGCCCUCCAGCAGACACAAGGCAGCCACCAAAGGCUCAAGGAAACCCAACAUAAAAAAGGAGUCAAAAUCUUCCCCUCGACCUUCAGCAGAGAAAAAGAAAUACAAGUCAACCAGUAAAUCUUCUCAGAAAUCGAGGGAAAUCAUAGAAACAGAUACCUCAUCCUCAGAUUCAGAUGAAAGCGAGAGCCUUCCUCCUUCCUCACAAACUCCUAAGUACCCUGAGAGUAAUAGGACUCCUGUUAAGCCCUCCUCAGUGGAGGAAGAAGAUAGCUUUUUUCGUCAACGAAUGUUCUCUCCUAUGGAAGAGAAGGAACUUCUUUCACCCCUUAGUGAGCCUGAUGACAGGUAUCCACUUAUUGUGAAGAUUGACCUGAAUCUCUUGACUAGAAUACCAGGAAAGCCUUACAAAGAAACAGAGCCACCCAAGGGGGAAAAGAAAAAUGUGCCCGAAAAGCACACAAGAGAGGCUCAGAAACAAGCCUCAGAAAAAGUUUCCAACAAAGGCAAGAGGAAACAUAAGAAUGAAGAUGAUAACCGAACCAAUGAGAGCAAGAAACCCAAAAUGGAGGACAAGAAUUCAGCAGGCCACAAGCCACCCAGCAACAGAGAGUCAUCUAAGCAGAGUGCAGCAAAGGAAAAGGAUCUACUGCCUUCUCCUGCUGGGCCUGCUCCGGCAAAAGACCCAAAAACGGAGCAUGGCUCUCGGAAGAGGACUAUUAGUCAGUCUUCUUCCUUAAAGUCAAGUAGUAACAGCAACAAGGAGAAUAGUGGCAGCAGUAAAAACAGUUCCUCCACUUCCAAGCAGAAGAAAACUGAAGGGAAGACUUCCAGUAGCUCUAAGGAGGUCAAGGAAAAGGCUUCAAAUAGCUCCUCAAACUGUCCUCCAUCUACACCAACUCCUGAUUCUUCUAAGCCUCGAAGAACAAAGCUUGCCUUUGAUGACAGAAAUUAUUCAGCAGACCAUUAUUUACAAGAAGCAAAAAAGCUAAAGCACAAUGCAGAUGCAUUGUCUGACAGGUUUGAGAAAGCUGUGUACUAUCUUGAUGCCGUGGUAUCUUUCAUUGAAUGUGGGAAUGCGUUAGAGAAAAAUGCUCAGGAAUCCAAAUCCCCAUUCCUUAUGUAUUCAGAGACAGUGGAACUCAUCAAAUACACUAUGAAGCUAAAGAAUUACUUAGCACCAGAUGCUACAGCUGCAGAUAAAAGACUCACAGUACUUUGCCUGCGAUGCCAGUCUUUGCUGUACCUGAGGCUAUUCAAACUGAAGAAGGAAAAUGCUCUGAAGUACUCAAAGACACUGACCGAGCACUUGAAGAAUUCUUAUAAUAAUUCUCAAGCACCAUCACCUGGCUUGGGAAGCAAAGCUGUUGGGAUGCCUUCCCCUGUUUCUCCAAAGCUGUCACCAGGCAACUCAGGAAAUUAUUCCUCUGGGGCCAGUAGUGGUGCUUCAGCGAGUGGUUCUUCAGUGACCAUUCCACACAGGAUCCACCAGAUGGCAGCCAGCUAUGUUCAAGUUACAUCCAACUUCCUCUAUGCCACAGAAAUUUGGGACCAAGCUGAGCAGCUUUCCAAAGAACAAAAAGAAUUCUUUGCUGAACUGGAUAAAGUAAUGGGCCCUCUCAUCUUUAACGCAAGCAUCAUGACAGACCUAGUUCGCUACACCCGGCAGGGACUGCACUGGCUUCGCCAGGAUGCCAAGUUGGUAUCUUGAACUGAACACAUUCUCGUUGCCUCUGAUUUUCUCCACAACACUGUGUUACAUCACGAAGGAAACUGCCAUAACUCGCCACCUAGUCGACACUAAGAAUGAGGAAUGGUUUUCUCCUCCCUGGUUCAUGUGUUAACUGUUUUUAUGACCCAAAGUCAUCAUGUCAGUUGAUCCCUUCAAUAUUCCCAAUAUGAAAAAUUAUUUAAAUCUGUAGCACAUCAAUAAGAUGGUUUCAGUCAUCUGUCAUAAUUGAAAUUCCAGUUGAAAGUCAUAACUAAUCGGUUGAAAUUCUAUUUAUUUUAAUUUUUUUAAGUUCUCAGAUUGGGGCUAGUUUAAAACUUAAUUAUUUCUGUCUAUAAAUUUAACCCGUUAAAUAUUUAGUGUAAAUUUAAUAUAGGCAUUUUUAUUUAUUUUUUUGGGAGCUUUGUUACCUAACGUCUUUUUUGUGGUAGCUCUUCUAAGAGUAAGAGUUGGUUCAUCUAAAAUAUGGACAUGUUCUUUCUACACCUACUACCUGAUAAUAUUUCAAAUCUUAACUACAAUUUUAUUAAUGCAGAGUUUAUACUUAGUAAUAAGGAUAUUCUACAUAUGAAAAAUCACUUAAAUAUGAGAAGAUAGCAUUCUACAUGGAUAUAAAAUGAAAUAUGUCUGAUUUGGUAUGCAUUAUUUCAAGAACUGUGAAUGUGUGUUAACACUAUAACAAUCACAAGGUGACUAUAACUUGCAUUUAAUGCAUUACAAAAGAGGGCAGGCAGAUUUUCUAGGAGAAACGUGUCGUGAAGGGUUUCAUUAAAGGACAAUCUUAAACUUAAUGGAUUUUAUUAAAACCAUGUGUUCUUUUUUGUUGCUUAUUAUUUUGACACUUAAUUGAAACAGUAAGUUAACUGUUGAACAAAGAGUGAUCCAACUCCUGAAGGUUGUUGCCUGUUAUCUCUUUCAUGGAUAAUGUUUGAAGGGUAAAAUCUUUCUUCAGUCUUUUGAUUUAAAAAAAUUUUUUCCACGCUAGAUUAUGAUGCUCUGAUAGGAACAUACAGCGAUAUAGGAAUGGGCUGCAGCUUUGGUGUGUGUGCUUUUGCUGUACGACUUAGAGUUCUAAUGCCUGGUGUGGACAUGAUGGAUUUCUCCUUCUAAAACUGUUUUGUAAUUACUUCCUUUGUAUUAUGAAGGCCCUCAUCAGUGAUGUAUAUUUCUGAUGGGAUCAGAAAAUUCACACUAGAAAAAUACCUAACUUGGUUCAUUGUGAGCCCUCUUGGGAAUGGGAGGUGGGGCGUAGGGGUAGAGCUUAAGAAGCCAGCUCUGUAAGAGUUGUCUAUCAAAGCACCUUUCCCUCCCUGUAAGGUACACGUAAGAGUCAAAGGUGAGACAUAUUCCCUCUAUCUUUUGUUUUUAGUGCCCCUAUCACGUCUGGUGUGCCUUAAAUCUUACCUUUAAGUGAAGACUCUAUGGACUGUUUACAAGUGAAGUUUUACAUUAGGACCAGAUCGCCCAUACGGUUGGUCUUUUGCAGUAAUAAUGUUAAAUUCUCUUUCCUUUUAAAUCUUCCUUUAGGGUCACAUAAAGAUUCAUUCAGAAAAGCUAACGCUUUGGUACAUGACUUAGUCUAGUCUAUUGGGUAAUGCUGCUUCAAAAAAUAGUUUGUCUUUCUCCCCAUUCCAAAAGUGAAUCCAUCCAAUUAGAAAAAAGGACCGUCCUGCUAUUUAUAGAUGAUUGCUAAAGCUUGAAGUUGGGAAACAAGGACUAGAAAAUCUCCAAGCCCAGUGGUGCAGUGAAUCCUCUGUGUUGAGUCUCUCUCACAUUUACUUCUGAAGCUAGAAAACUUUGUUGUCCUGUGGCUUCAUGUUUAUAGAGCUUCUUAACUGCUUUGUACUUCAUGUUGUUUUUGCAUAUCGUUGGAGAUUGAAAUCUGUAGAUUAUGUCGAAUUUAACCUUUUUCCCUUGGAGAAAUUGCCUCUCAUAUCUUUCUGAUUUAAUCUUCGUGUGUUUUAGGAACAGUUUUCCUUAAGGGGACAAUUCUCAGUGAUUGUGGUGGUUUUUCAGUAAGGAACUGGCUACUGUUUACCCUGUAGACAUAUGUCCUGGCCCUCUCUGACUUCUCUGACAGAUUCCUUCGCUUAUAGUGAUGUCUUAGAAGUGGAAAAUGGAUCCUCUGAGCUUUUAGACUCUAAGCCACAGCAGCCUCCAGGCACAUCUGAGUUCCAGUGUGUGCUGGGAGGAGUGCUUCUGGGUCACGCUGAUAUUUUGUUAAAGCAGAGUUUCCUGUAUGUUUUAUGGUGCUGCUCUAAGAUUUUCUCUCUGUAAAACUGUGUCAAUUCUUGGAGAACGAAUUUUUCAAGCUUUUCACUGUGGAGGGAUGUUCCCACCAGGUGGUAAUAGGCAAUGGAUCAAAAUCCUAUCCUAAAUAAUUUUCAGUGUAAUAGUCUGUGGAAACACCACUUCCUCUCCUCUGAGGCCAUCUCCUCAGAAGUUCUGUCUGUGUCUUCAUCCACUCCAGCACACACUUUGGACUCCUUUCCAAGUGACCAUUUCUCCUUCCUCACUAGGUGUCUUCAGUGUUCUCUAACCAUUUAAUACUGAAUUUAACAAGUGGCUAAAAAUUUAACUCAGUCUGAGACUUGUACUUAAUAUAUAGUUAAUUAUAGAAAUAGCAACUAUUUAAAAACUUAUUCUGUUGACUACUCUUUAAAAUCACGGUUGUAUGCCAGGAGGCAGCAGCCUACACCAUUGAACUCUUUACAGGCAACCAGCGAAGAGGUUGCAGUGGAUGAAGUUGUUACAUGGUAGUCUUGCCCAGCCUGGCCUGAGCUGUGGGGAGCAUUUGCCUGCAGGUGAUUCAAGCUUCCACAGUCCAGCCCAGGCCCAGUCUGGCUGGGGUGGGCGCAUUCAGCCCGUUUCUUGCCUCAUUGCCACCUUUUUCUGGGCAAGUAGCUGAGAACUGACUUUAUAAGAAUGAGUACUACAGAUAAAUUUACAGCUAUAGUUGCUGAAGAGUGGAGAAGGUUGACCAUCACUAAUUUAGCUCUCCAGUGUAAAAGCAAUCUAGGGUAAUGUGUACACAUGCCCACACAUGCCUGUGAUCUGGGGAGCUCUUGCACUGAUGGAUCCAUAGGCAUCUGGGCUGCACUUUGAAUGACACACUUGUGGCUUUAUUAGAUUCACUGUUGCUGUUGCUGUUGCUGUUGUUUUUAAUUGUUUCUUUUCAUUGAAGAAAGGUUUAAUCAGCUAGAUCAGACAGCAUCAUUUUGUGAUGACAGAAACUUUGGGAAAUUACCUUUAUUGAAUGAGCUUGCAUUGUGAAGCAAGCCACCUACAAAGGCACCUGUUGUAAAUGAAAGUCCUGGCUCUGGGGGCUGGCAGCACCCUGGAGUUUCGGGGCAGCCAGGGGUCACUCCAGUCUGUGAUGCCUAGCUGUAGAGGAGAGGCAUCCUGUGCACUCUUCUAGGUGUGAGCAUAUGCAACUUUGGAUUUUAAAAUUAUGUACACAUACACACUUUAUAUAUAUGUAUGUAUGUAUGUAUGAAAACAUGAAAUUAGUUUGUCAAAAUGUGUGUGUGUAGUUUUAGCUUAGUGCAACUAUUUCCACAUUAUUUAUUAAAUUGAUCUAAGACACUUUCUUGUUGACACCUUGAAUAUUAAUGUUCAAGGGUGCAAUGUGUAUUCCUUUUAGAUCUUUAAAGCUUAAUUACUAUUAUUUGUAGUAAAUUAACUCUUAAAAUAUAUUUGAGCUCUUUGGUAGUAUAAUAGGGCUCUUACAGGGUGGGAUUUUAAUUUCCCAGUUGCUAGUUGAGCAAAAUGGACUCGUUAUGCGUUUUGAAUUAUAGGAGUUUGCCUCUGGGUCCCAGGAACAUCUACUGGGAAUGACUGUUUUAGGCAGAUUGUGAUGAUAUUUUUAAAAACAAAACCUAAGAAAAUUGGGAAAACAUUUCAAAUCCAUAUAGACUCCUAUAACUCAUAUUCCCUAUCGGAACACGUGGAACACAGAUUUCAUUUCAAUUUCAAGUAUCGAGUAUUUCAAGUGUUGGAGAGGCAGACUUUUUUUCCAGUAAUAAAUAAUAUUGCACAUUUGCUGUUUGCUAUUCAGUAAGGUAAAUAGAAAAGUAUGGAAUGACUUGAAAUAUGUAGUGACAAGAGACCAAAUUGGUCAUCUUUGUGAGCAUUUGGUUCACAUACUCACUAAAGAGAAAUUCAGUUUAUACCCUAGAACCAAACUGGCAAGUGACAGGACGUAAAUUAAUAGUUGGUAAAGCCGAUGCUGAUUCUACUUUAUUGAACUCUAUGGUUAAUUUAAAAAAACUUACUAUCUCCAGAAGAGGGAAUGGAAGGAAUAUCUAAGUUUCUUCUUUUGGUCGGAAUCUGGUCACAGAAUAAGGCAUCAAAGUUAAGUUUGAACCAAGUCUUGUAGCUCUAUAAACACCCUAAAAUAGCACCCUAAGAAAUCAUCAUGUAACGAAGACGACUUUGGGGGAAUGUCAGCGUUGACCUACACUUGCCGCCAUUGCCCAGCUAAGCAUAAAUUGUCAUUCCUAAAAAGAAACAAAGUUCUCUAAUGAGCAUGGGAAAAAUAACUCCCACCCAGAAAUUCUAGUAAUACUCAAUUUUGACCUCUUCCUGCUUCCACAUGGGGUUUCUUUUUGGCUUUUCACCAUUGGAACUUUCUACCUGCUAUGUUCCUUUCUGGAAACUAUCCAUUUGGAAAUGCUGCCUUUCAAGUCAAUUCCAUGGUUAUCCAUACUGUUGAGUUUGUUGUUGCUGUUCAAGAAGUGUCCCCAUUUUACAAUUUUAUGCACACACCUGGCAAGUCAUUGACGUGAGCAUUCAACAGUACUGGGGCGGGCGUGGGGCGGGGCUCACCAACAGAGCUGGUCCAACUGGCAGUGCUUGAAAAGGCACCACCUUUGAGGAUCAGAUGUGAGGUUGGGAAGCACAGUUAUGAAAAUUUCUCUCUAGCCUCCAUUUUGAAUGGUUUUAAGAAAUUUUGUAUAUGGAGGUUGGAAAUGCUUAUUAUAUUUAUUUAAAAUCUUUUUAUCUUAUUUGAAGUUAAAAUUAUUUGGUGAAUAAUGGUUUGAUAUUUGGGGAGGGUUUUUGAGGGGAGCUAACGCCACUGAUAAAAGUCUGUUGAUUCUGUAGAAAGGUACUGUUAGUGUCUGAGUGGAUGCCUUUGUUUUGUGCACGAUCCAGAUCUUUGUUUUACAUUUUUUUAUCCAAAAUAUUUAGGCAUCUGACAUUUUCAACCAAAAUUUCAAUUAUAUACUGUGAUUUUUGUUGCAAUACAUUAAAAUUUCAGAGGUACUUUGGGGCUCAAAAGCUAGGAUUUCUAAGUCAGUAUGUGCAUUUCACAUCAUAAAGCUGUUAAUGGUGAGCAAAGUAUUAUAUACUAACUAGAUUUUUCCACAUCUGUAUAGUAUAUUAUAUGUAUUUUGUGGUAUUGAGAUUAUAGAAAGUUUAGAGUGUCAAACAUGCGUUUAAUGUGUAUUUUUAAACAAAUUUAUGGCAAUUAAAAUAUUUGGAGACAAGGGUAUCACAUUUCAAUUUGUAAAGAUCUUUUUAACUUUACUGUGUCAUUAAGAUGCUUUGUAUAAUGCCAAACCAUAGCUGGAGAAACUAAGUUUAAUAAAUAUCAAAUAGAUUUUCUGUAUUAAAGUUUAUAAACACUG